GUUUGUACGGGGGACGCUCGCGAGUUCCUCGCCUAUGUUUUUGCUUACCGUGUACGAUCGGCCACUCUCGGCGUGUGCGUGUGUUUGAUCCCCUAUCAUGUGGUGAUGCUGCGAUGGCGUUGCGAGGGUUGUUGCUAAAGGAAACCCAUCUUCCUUCCGCAAACACCUACCCUUCCUCCAUUUUGAACAUAAUUCGCUCUGGUGGAGCAACGCGCCGACUACAAUUCUCUUUCUCUCCUCACUGUGGUUUAAUGCUCGGGAAGAUGCACCCCUAUCAUCAUCCCCAACCCUCCACCGCAGGGGUGAGUCUACGUACACAAAAAAAUCGCGAGUGAGAGAGUGUGUGUGUGAGAAAGAGAGAGAGAAAGCGCGAGAUAAAGAGAGGGAGAGAGAGAGCAGUGGCAGCACUCCGUCGAAAAGCGGUUCACUCGCGUUCUCGCGUGCACGGAGCAGAAGCAACGCAUCUCCCGUGGGAAACGGAUCGUUUUUGAUCGUUUGGCGCGCGCGUUUACCUCGGCUGAGCCGCCGGGGAAUCGGUUCGAGUCUAGGUGUCGAGUGGAAAAGUUAAAGAAAGAAAGGAAGAAAAAAGUUCAAAAUUAUCGUGUGUCUACACGUUGUUUGCGUUGCUGUGUAACCGUAUGUACGUGCGCAAUUCGGUUCAAGUGUGUGCAGUGUGUGCGUCCACGUAUCUAGCAAUUACGUCAGCAACAUUGUUCUUGUACGUGUGCGUGCGUGUGUGUGUUUGUUUGUGAAGUCAGUUUUGCAAGUGUUUCUGGUUUAGCAGUGUUGUUCUUUUUAUAAUUCGCCAAAAAAAAAACGCACACACACACAGCCGGAAGCUGUGACUUGGUGUUUGGGGUGUGAGUUCCUGUACGAUCACUGUAUGAUCACGCGCCAGAUUGUGCGCGCCCGUGUAUGUGUGUGUGUUAAAGUACGUGUGUAAUACGCGGAAAAGUGCAACGAAAACGCAACGAUCUGGUGAAAAUAUAACCUGCUGCAAAAAUAAAAAAUAUUUACCACAAACGUAAAGUGUUGACAUCCUUGAAUUUGAGGAGUUAUUUUUUAGUCGAUGUCUGAGGCAGUGUUCUAACAAAUCACACAAAUAAAUGUGUCCGCGGUGUGUGCAGCGUGUGUGGUGCGCAAUUAUUCAAUCUGUUUGAUCUUGAGUGGUUGCAAGUGUGCAUAACAACAGCAACAAAAUAUCACAAAACGAAGAUUUUAGCAUUUAAGUUCAGCUCCUGUUCGUGGUGUGCACGCGAAGGAAAGGCUUUCAGCAAGCGGGUGCACGGAGAAAACGGGCAGUGCACAGCAGGGUAGGGGAUCGGCGAAACGAAAAAAAAAGAAAACGUAAUAAUAUUCCACAAAUCAGCCAAGUGCCACGUAUCAGCGUCAAUUCUCGCGUUCUCGGCGAUCAGCAAAUUGUGUUCUUCCUUCUUAGAGAAAACGUCAGUGGAGCCCGGCUCAUAACGGCAGUGGAGGAAGCAAAACCGAAGAGUGUACGAAAAAAUGGCGAUGAGCUAGCGUGUGCUUGCGGCGCGUUCACAACAGCAGACGAAAGCGAAGAUUUGACAGAAGAGCAAAAGUGAAACACAUUCCCCGCCCGAUCGUCCGUUUGGGCACAUUUGAAGCCCCCAACCGCGGUGACCAAGUGCAAGUGAAUAUUUCGUGGCUAAGAUACGCAACGAUCGGUGGCGGCUCGGUAAAGUAUUUGCUGGCAUUUCCAUCCCGGUUUCUCCCACGGCAUUCUGGCACCAAGGGGAGUACGUCCCCGCCCCAACACGUUAGCCCCCUCGCUUCGUUGCAACCCUUCGUCACGAAACCGGCACCCCACAGGACGACGAUUUCACGUUCAAGGCGAAGCGCGAAACUAUUCUAAGUUCGGCCUUCGAACACAUGCCGGUGUUCGAAAUCGGUUGGAGUCGCGCUGAUCGGCCCCAUUCGAGGGGGCCAUGACGCGUUGGCCCGUCCUACUGCUUGCACUGCUCUCGGUGGCGUUCGGUCAUGUCCCGGCCGUGGUGGCCCUGAAUUCCGGCCCGAAUGGCGCCGGUAUCGGUCCCACGCCGAGCGGCGGUUCCGGCGGCUCCGGGAGCCCGAGCGUCCCCGAAGCGUCUGCAUCCUCGGCCCUACCGCUCUAUCAUGACCCGUAUCAACCACAGUCGUUGCUGCUUCAGCAUCAAUCAUCCACCCAGCAGCAGCAGCAGCAGCAGCAAACGCACUCGUCCGGCUCGUACAUUACGAAGAUGCCGGAGAACUCACCGCACCAGAAGUUCCGCAACAAUCGGACGGUGCUGACGCUCGGCUAUCUGACCGCGGUCAAGGGUGAUCUGAUCGAGAAGCAGGGCCUCACCAUCUCGGGCGCCCUCACGAUGGCCCUGGACGAGAUCAACAACGAUCCGGAGCUGCUGCCGAACGUGACGCUCGCCCUGCGCUGGAACGAUACGCGCGGCGAAACGGUUGUCGCCACACGUGUCAUCACCGAGAUGAUUUGUGAUGGUGUGGCCGCAUUCUUCGGACCAGAGGGUACCUGCCAGACCGAAGCGAUCGUUUCACAGAGUCGCGAUAUACCAAUGAUCUCGUAUAGAUGUUCCGAGCUGCAACGCAGCUCACCAAUUCCUACCUUCGCCCGAACCGAGCCACCCGAUACUCAGGUUACCAAAUCCAUCAUCUCCCUGCUGACCUACUACGGCUGGCGCAAGUUCUCCAUCAUCCACGAGCAGCUGUGGAAGAACGUAGCGACCUCGCUCGAAGCGCAAGCCACCCGCAACAACCUGUCCGUCAACCACGUCGAGAUGGUGUUCGACAACUACAAGUGCUGCCAGGACGAUAUGGACUGCUGCCGUAGUGGAUAUUGGUACACGGUCAUACAGAAAACGAUGAACAGGACCCGCAUCUACGUGUUUCUCGGCAACAGCAAUCAGCUCGUUGACAUGAUGGCCACCAUGGACGGUAUGCAGCUCUUUGCCAAAGGCGAAUAUCUCGUAAUAUCCGCCGACAUGAUGACUUAUUCGCAGAAAUUGUCGAACAAGUAUCUGUGGCGGGUGGAGAAGCCACCGAACGUGCGAAACUGCAUGGACCUGCCGGGAAACUUUGAGCGGCGUAGCAAAAGCUUGCUGAUGGUUGUCGCCUCCGAACCAUUGCCCACGUUCGAAGCGUUCACGAACAAAGUGCGCGAGUACACCCAGAAGGAACCGUUUUUCUUCAAGCAACCGUCGCUGUUCCAUCAGUUUGUGAAGUACGUGUCAAUUUAUGCCGCCUAUCUGUACGAUUCGGUGAAGCUGUACGCCUGGGCACUGGAUAAGCUGCUGAAGGAGGAACAACAGCACCGGCCGUUGACGAGCGACGUGAUCCGGGACGUGGCCAGCAACGGUACCAAGAUCAUUCAAACCAUCAUCAACAACCGAACGUACCACAGUGUUGCUGGUGCGACAAUUAAGAUCGAUGAAUAUGGCGAUUCGGAGGGUAACUUUUCCGUGCUGGCACUUAAGCGAGAGUUUUACGAGGAGGCCAACUUUUCCUGCAUAUACCAGAUGCGUCCGGUUGCACACUUUCAGAUGCGGCAACCACAACAACUGAACGACACGAACCAGCAUCGAAACGAUGAAAUUCCAGAGUUUAAACUGUCCAAGGUUGGGAAUGCGAUCGACUGGCCCGGAUCGGACCGACCGAUGGAUGAGCCGUCCUGUGGCUUUAUGAACGAGCACUGCAUGAAAGAUGACACCCAUAUCAUGUCGAUGGUGGUGGCGGGUGUCCUCGCACUGAUACUCUUCUGUGCGGGCGUCAUCACGAUGAGCAUCUAUCGCAAAUGGAAAAUCGAGCUCGAAAUCGAGGGUUUGCUGUGGAAGAUCGAUCCGGGCGACAUCAAGGGGUACUUCAACACGGAAAUUGUGUCCUCACCGAGCAAGCUCAGUCUGGCCAGCGCCCAAUCGUUCGGAUCGCGGUGCUCGAACCAGGUGUUCACGCCCACCGCCCGCUUCCGGAGUGUGGUGGUGCGCAUCAAGGAGCUAAAGUUUUCCCGCCGCAAGGACAUCUCGCGCGAAAUCAUGAAGGAGAUGCGACUGCUGCGCGACCUCCGGCACGAUAACAUCAAUAGCUUCAUCGGGGCUUGCGUGGAGCCGAUGCGGAUAUUACUAGUCACUGAUUAUUGUGCCAAGGGAAGCCUGUACGAUAUCAUCGAGAACGAGGAUAUCAAGCUAGAUGAUUUAUUUAUUGCAUCACUGGUGCAUGAUUUAAUUAAGGCAAUGAUCUACAUUCACAGUUCAGCUUUAAACUAUCACGGUAAUUUGAAAUCGUCCAACUGUGUCGUGACGUCGCGCUGGAUGCUGCAGGUGACGGACUUUGGUUUGCACGAUCUUCGUCACUGUGCGGAGAAUGAAUCGAUCGGUGAACAUCAGCACUAUCGAAAUCUGUUCUGGAAAUCACCGGAGCUGCUGCGUCAACCGAACGCUUACGGUAGCCAGAAGGGGGACGUGUAUGCGUUCGCGAUCAUACUGUUCGAAAUCAUUGGCCGCAGGGGUCCGUUCGGGUACACCGAGCUGGAACCGAAGGAAAUCAUCGAUCGGGUGAAAGCGUUACCCGAACCGGGCAAGGAACCGUUCCGGCCCGACAUCGACAGCGUGAUCGAGAACGAAAACGUGUCCGACUAUGUGAUCAACUGCAUACGUGACUGCUGGGACGAAAAUGCCGAUCUGCGGCCAGACUUUCCCAACAUUAGGAAUCGGUUAAAGCGUAUGCGUGGCGGAAAGUCGAAAAACAUCAUGGACCAGAUGAUGGAAAUGAUGGAGAAGUACGCAAACAACCUGGAGGAGAUCGUGCAGGACCGGACGCGGUUGCUGUGCGAGGAGAAGCGCAAGACGGAGGAUCUGCUGCACCGCAUGCUGCCCCAACCGGUGGCAGAGAAACUGACCAAAGGGCUCGGCGUCGAGCCAGUAUCGUAUGAUUCGGUGACGAUCUACUUCAGUGACAUUGUUGGUUUUACAGCGAUGUCGGCCGAAAGCACACCGUUGCAGGUCGUCAACUUCCUGAACGAUCUGUACACGGUGUUCGAUCGCAUCAUCAAGGGUUACGACGUGUACAAGGUGGAAACGAUCGGUGACGCGUACAUGGUGGUAUCCGGAUUGCCCAUCACGAAUGGAAACCGGCACGUCGGUGAGAUCGCUUCGAUGGCGCUGGAGCUGCUGCAAGCGGUACGCAGCCAUCGGAUCGCACAUCGGCCUAAUGAAACGCUAAAACUGCGUAUCGGCAUCCAUACGGGGCCGGUCGUGGCAGGUGUGGUCGGUCUUACAAUGCCGCGCUAUUGCCUGUUCGGUGACACCGUCAACACGGCGUCACGCAUGGAAUCGAACGGGGAGGCGCUCAAGAUACACAUCUCGCAGCAGUGCAAGGAUGCGCUGGACACGCUGGGCGGAUACGUGAUCAUCGAGCGGGGUCUGAUCGCGAUGAAGGGUAAGGGCGAAGUGAUGACGUACUGGCUCGAGGCGGCAACGGAACAAGCCAUCCAAAAGAUACCGGUGGACGUGCGGGAUCUUCCCCCACCACUGUUCUGUCGACCGCGGCGCAGCCCAAAGAUGACGUACGAUUCGCGCCAUCCGAGCAUCAUCGGACUGCCGGGUGGUGGCAUGUUCAGCAACAUCAGCGGGAUGGGUAGCUACAUGCCGGGCAGCAGACGUCAAUCGUGCGCCCAUCGGGUCGGUGUCGGUGGUGGGGCGGAUCACGAAAGCAGCUACAGUCUGCAGGGAUCCAUGUUCGGACCGAUGGUGCCGUUGCGUGCCGAUUCUCCGCCUCUCCGCCGACCGGAUCGGGUCGGGCGCGAAGAUUCGAUCCCGCUGGACGAUGCGGAUGACGAUUCGCAGUGUACGCUGGAUCAACGGCCGACCGUAACGAACGCACCGACAACAACCACAGCGCUCGGCGGCAGCAAAAUUGCCUCCAGCGACAACCUGAAGCGCGCGUUGUUUGGCAACAGUCCUGGUAAACGGUUGAGUCACAAACUGCGCUCGAUUACGUCCGCCGACGAUUACAAGCAGCUCUGCAGCAACAUGCCGGCCAAUGGGGGCCGAUCGCCGGAAGCGGCACUUUUGCGCGAGAGCCGCUCGCUCGAUCCCUUCCCUGUCACGAUCGAGCCACGGCGCAAGCGGCUGGACGCACUGGCCAAACGCGUGCCGCGGCUGGGGAAAACGAUUGCCGCACCGUCUCGCACCGGUUCGCAGACGUUCGCACCGGCCCCGACAGUUGUGUCCACGAUCAGCCACGAAUCGAUUGUAGACUCCGUCCGGGGCCAGCACGACGAUCAGCUGCAGCUCGGGUCGGGCAAACUGACCGUCCUUGGCAACGUAAAGUGUCGCGUGCCGGACCCAAACAACAGCCACAGCGAGGCGGCAUACCACAAAUAUCUGCACAACAACAACUGCAACGGUUCGAUCGGCAAUGGGGCAGCGGAAGAGCAGGCCACCUGUCCGCUGCUCACGCGCCAGACAUCGCUCACGACCCCGCAGGAGCACGACUGUCCCGGGCUGUACACGAACAACAGCAGCAGCAAGCGCUGGUACUCGCUCGAGCAUGUCGGCGUGCCGGAUGAGGACAGCUGUAGCAAAAAGUCGCUGACGCGCAGCUCGAUCAAAUCGUGGCUGGUCGGCUUCAUACACGGCAAUGGGUUUAAAUCGAGCGACAGUUCGUUGCGCAAGGUGGGCGUCCUGCCGGUCGGUGUCGGUGGUGUUACCGGGUUUGGCGAGUUGCAACCAACGCCGGAAAAGGAAAGCAUGGUUUGAGGCGUGAUCUUUUCGCUUCACCACAUUCCUGAUCACCCCCCCCCUUCCCCCCAGUCAAAUCCAUCCAUCUUGAAGGCAACAACAUUCAAAGAAGACGCUACAAUAUAGUACAUUGCCUCUUUCAACCCCAGCACCCCUACCCCCCCCCCCAGCCAUGGAGGAUCUGUUUUAAACCGGCUUACCAAACCAUGAUGCCGCCCGAGCGGGCGGGGCCACAAUCUGAGAAGAUUUCGCAAAUGCGCGUUUCCGUGCAUAAUCCUUGCGAUGUUCGUGUAUCGAUGUUUUACAUUUUAUUUUAAAAGUUUUGUUUGUUUGUUUGUUUGUUUGUUUUCCUCAUGUAUUUUAGCCUGAUUGUAAUCUGAGUGCCAUGCGUUUUGCAAAACGGAACAGUGUGUAAUAGGAGUGCGUAACAGACAGAUGGGGGUGUGUAUGCAAGAGUGGAAUGGACCUCUUCUGGAUCCAAACGUGCGUGCGUGCGUGUGUGUGUGAGUGUGUGCGUAUGUGUGCGAACAUAAAUGGCGAAUGUAUGAAUAAGUAAGCACGCGUAGAUGUGUGCGCUUUUAUGGUAAAGCCAUAGCGAAUCAACUGUACCUUUUUUAUGUAUCUUCCAUUCACAUAAUUUUUAAUCGGUAUGAUAUAAAAUGAACAUUCAUACGCAUUGUAUCACCUCGCCCGGGUGAGCUACGCAGAGGGGGAAUGUCGGGGUGAGCAAGGGUGGAAAAAUCAUUAAUUACGCACCAAACCAAUUAAAACUAUUACGACUCGUUUCCAACGAUUUCAAGCACAGUGCAAAAUCGGAUUGUGCAUCAUACUAAUGAUGCAAAUCGGACGGGACGGGUAGAAGAUAGAUAGCGAAGCGAUUUCAUUGAGACCAGACCGGUGCAGGUACUGCAGGAAUGGGUUUGGGGAAAGUAGAUAGCACACAAGUGAAUGAAGGCAAAAUGGAGAGAUAAAGGGAAAUAAAUGGAAAGCAAACAGCGCAGAAGAAAAAAACGAUGGAAAUGAGAGGAAAAAAAAAUACAACUAGGCUGUGAAAAUAGAAGUUAAUCAAUUAAGAAUGUUUGUCGUUUCUUUCUGGCACCGGGGACCGGGCUUUAGUCGCGCGCCGAUUGAAGGAUGAAUCACCAGAGACACGACGGUUGCUUGGGGGUUGCGAAAUAAGAGUUUCAACUGCAUUAUGCUUUAGGCUAGCGGGAAUGUUUAGAAGUUCUUCGUCUAACAGUUCGUCUAACUCGUUGCUGGUGGCCACAUCAGGGAAAUUCGGUACAGCACGGUAAACAUUCGUGGCAGAUUUUGUUUUCGUUUCGUUCGAAACAAACUGUCUGUCGAGGGGGAGCAGGUGUGUUGGCCGUGGGUGAGCUUAAACUAUACUUCAUGUGAUUGUGAUUUGGGUGUAUGAUCUGGUGGCGCCACAACUAGUCGUCCCCCCUUAUCGGUGUCUCUGUGUAUAUGUGUGUGUGCGUGAGCGUCUGUGUGUAUCGUCGAUGUACAUGUGCCUGUAUGUAGAUGUAUAUGUAUAUUUGAUCGUAUUGUUUGCUUAUCCGGCCUGGCAACCGUUUCCCGUUUCUCUCUCCCUUGAAGAAGCAGGUACCGCUGCGUACCGCUGCGUUGUGCUUGGUUUUAUGACUUUUCGUGCAAAAUGUACUUUAAAUGAUGUAUGUAAAAUAUGUGUCAAGGAUACACGCCCACACACACACACACACAAAGCGUGUGCAGCAUCCACGCACGCACACAGGCGAGUGUUCACGCAACGACAUGAACGAUCACCAAGCGCGUAUUUCCCGUAAAGGUGUGAAUUGUAAGCGAGAUCAGAGCGUUUGUAUAGCAACAAUACAAAAACAAAUACACACACACACAUCUUCACCUAUAGAAAGCAACAAUUAAAAAUGAGCAUAAGAGCAUACGUGUAAUAUUCGUCGUUUAGGUAAAUUGUAAUUGAAAUGCCUUGUGUGCUGGGCCAGGGUUUCGUCCAGGGUGUGAAAUGCUAAGGGUUAAUGCCGCGCAGCACGAUUCAAAGUUACCGUCAUUAGUAGAAGAAGUUAUUGUUUUACGAAGCAUACAACGAAACUACAAAGUGUGACACAACAGAAAUACACUAAAGUAAUAUGCAAACCAGUGUGGGACGUAGUUCAGAAAACAACAACCAGUUACUGCUUUGAUACGCAAGCUCCGUAUAGUGCAACGCACAGAGAGAGAGAGAUAUCGAUAACAUAACAUUUACGAUAUGAAUCUCGUUACCGGCCGUGUAGUAGCUGUUUGGUUCGCUUCAAUUUCUUCUGCAACACAGAAACAACAGUUCACCGUUGAAACGAACGUUCCCAGCGAUCAAACGGUCGUUACCUUGUAGAACAAUAUAUUUACAGAUUGAAGAAAAAAAAAAGAACUGUUGAAAGAAAAAGCUGUCAGUAAAGCCAAGCAUAUUACACACAAUGUAACGCGCGCGCGUGUGUAACAU
Messenger RNA from Anopheles moucheti, 9219 nucleotides. RefSeq names its product receptor-type guanylate cyclase Gyc76C-like. The coding region runs from base 1950 to 6764 and encodes 1604 amino acids. Lineage: Eukaryota; Metazoa; Arthropoda; Insecta; Diptera; Culicidae. Gene Ontology annotation, molecular function: guanylate cyclase activity; peptide receptor activity; protein kinase activity. Gene Ontology annotation, biological process: receptor guanylyl cyclase signaling pathway; cGMP biosynthetic process; intracellular signal transduction. The transcript has 15 exons. The record is from RefSeq and is a predicted model, not a curated record.